This is a messenger RNA of Saccharomycopsis crataegensis, 8982 nucleotides long. RefSeq lists its product as uncharacterized. Lineage: Eukaryota; Fungi; Ascomycota; Saccharomycetes; Ascoideales; Saccharomycopsidaceae. The transcript has a single exon. The record is from RefSeq and is a predicted model, not a curated record. Bases 1 to 8982 code for a protein of 2993 amino acids. Gene Ontology annotation, biological process: regulation of GTPase activity.
AUGACAGUUGCUGUCUCGACGAUAGAUUUUUUUAUCGAUAACUUGGCUGACCACUUGUCAACCAAGAACUCAUUUGUAUUGAUGAAAGAAUUGGAUUCUGAUCCUUAUAUCAAUUAUAUGAGACAAGGGAUCUUGGAUAUUUCAAAGUCAAAUAGUGAUUAUGCAAUUAGGAAGCUUUUCACAGCACUAAAUGCCAUAUCAACAUCCAUAUCGAAGUCUUCUUCAACAUCAACAUCAUCAGAAUCAUUCUCCACAUCGUCUUCAUCACCAUCAAUAAACUUGAAUGCAACGAAGGAUAAAAUAGUUUUGUUUAUCCAAAAGUUAAUGAUCAGCUUGGUUACACAAAACUAUGAUUCAGCUAAAAAUGAGGCUUUCAACCCUAUUCUUGCGAGUUUUGGAACACAUAAACUCAGAUCUUCUAUUCAAUCUUUUUCUCACUCAGACGCCGUUGCCAACUCCAAAUUUUUAUAUCUAAGCAGAAGAUUUCCUGAAGGGUUGUCUUUCCAAGAAUUGACGAGUUUUAUGGAUAUAAUUUCUUCCAUAAUCUCUGAUAGAUUCCCGAAAUUUGAGUAUCGAAAUUUAAGUAUGAAUCAUGGAACAAAUUCGUCACAAAGAGCACCAUUGCUUAUGUAUGAGCCAUCAGCAACAAGAGAAUCUAUUGAUAGUUUUUGCGGCAACUUGUCGACAUUCGUCUCCCAUUCAAAUUCUCGCUAUUAUCUCAACUACUUACGUUCAAAACUAUUAGGCCAAUCAUAUAGCACCCUUUCCUCACUGUCAGUAGCAUCGUCAUCUUCCGCUACUUUAUCGUUAUUGUCAUCAUCCUCUGUCACAAAUGUGGAUGAUAUUCAGAAAUUCAUUCAGCUUAUAGAAUAUUCUUCUUUUGAUCAUGACGUGCAUCUUUUAGCCGAUUAUUUUGAGUUUAUUUGGGAUUUUAUUAAAUUGUAUCAGGAUGAUUCCGCGUUACAGAAAUUAUUUAUGGUAAAUUUUGGUAGGGCAAUCAAACAUUGGAUAUCGAGAUUCCCAAAUGAGUAUGUUGAAAUGACCGCAUCUGCGUCAAACAAAAAUACCAACAUUUCAGAAAAAGCUAGGAAAUUAUUCCACUAUAUGUGCCAAUUCCUUCCUAAACCAUCAGACCCAAACAAUUAUUUUGACCUAACCAAUCAAAGGAACUUCAUCAGGCCAUUAAUAAUCUUGUUAUGUCUAGUUAUUCUGCCAUUUGAAAAAAUUAAUCUGCUAGGAGCAUGGAGUUUGUUGAACGUAAAAUCACCGACAGAUGAUGAUUCCAAGUUGGCUAUGAUUACUAGGAACCAGGAAUUGAAAUUUUUAUCCACUAUAUUGAAACAUACAUUGUUAGGAAUGAAGGAUAAUAACGAAAGCUAUUUUGAUGCUUGUGAUGGAUAUGUUUUGAUGGUCGGGAUAGCCUCAGUGAUUAUUAAAGAAGAGAAAGCGGUUUUAUCAAGUUUGACACCAGCGGUUUCAAAAUCAGAUAACGGCUUUGCAAGAGCGGCGACUUCCAUUGACAGCAUACAUACGAAGCCUGUUCAAAUAGAAUCUGCUAAUCUGAUUGUGAAAUUUAUUGCCUCGACGUACGAUUCGGUAUACUAUACAUUGCACAUUCCACAAGUCGAUAACAAAUCUUCUGAAAUAUUGAAUUCGGCGGUCUUUAGUGUUGGCAAACAAAUGGAAGUGGUAGAUGAAAUCCGGAUUUGUUUCUUCAGUUUUGUUUCGUUAUUUGACCCCUCAAGAUUCUUCAGUUUGGUUUAUAGAGGCCUUGAAUUGCAAAGCAAAAUAGAUUGCGAUGAUAGUAUUUCAAAUGAAUCAGAAUCAGCGUCCAUCGAGAGCUCAUUACAUUCUAUUUUCACUCUCUUUUGUGGCCUACGAUUAUUUUAUGAAGCAACAAAUGGGAAAAAUAAAACAUUUUUGCAAGCGGUGAAGCCUUUCAUAGAGGUAUUUCUUGCCAGGUAUGUUCUGAUAAUCAAGAAGGGCAAAGUGGUUAAAAAAGUGUCUUCUUUGCAGACAAGAGCCGUUGAUAAGGACAUUACAGCACAAACCGCAAAAGCGUUGGUAUCCAGUGGCAUUGAAACUUCGAUCGGUAGUAAAGAUAGUCAGUCUGACACUAAGGUUAUCAAUCAAGUGCAGCGUUCAAUACCUUCAAAUAUUUCUUCGGGAUCAAGCUUUAGAAGGUCUUUACACUUACGAUCUCUAUCUCAUGGUAAAGCAAAUACUAUUUACACAACAAGGCAAUCACAAGAUCCUUUGUCUAAGGCGCAGACACACUUAUCUAUUCAACAAAGCGCGGGAAUUGAUCCACAUCAACAACCUUCAAUGAUCUCUAGUGGCAGUACAAAUGACUUCCGUAAUAGUUCAACUAUGGUCUCGGAUAAGCUGGGUGGCCUGCCAUCAAAUACUGCCUCCAAGUCUAAAAUAUUGUAUGGCGAGACCAAGAGUUUUGCAAAACUGUUAUUCAAGUAUCCAUCUGGAUUUGAUAAUAAAGAGAAAGGUGAGAAGCACCAUAAACGAUCUGUUUCCGAUGAUACACAUACAAUUUAUUCUGUUCUGACCGCCAGUACUGGAAUUAUACAUGAAAGUGAUACUAGUUUCAACGACCAUACUAAUCUUGGGAGUGCUGCUCCUUCCGUUGGAGGUCUCCAACAAAGCCAUUAUAAUUUGAAAAAAAAUUUGCCAGACUCAAGCGCUGAUAAUGAUAUUAAGGCAUACGAUAAUUCCCAAUAUCAGAGAAUUAUGGCCGACCCAGUAUAUGUUGCGAAGCGAACCCUAGCUAAUUUUUUUGAGAUUGUGAAACUUUCUCCUUUUUCGUUUUUUGAUUUGGAAAGUGUGGUGAGCAAAAGUGGGUUAAAGUGUGACAUGAAGAUUGCAGAGCAUCAAGAUUUCAAAAGCUUGUUGAUGGCUAUUCUUUGCGGUUUGAAUGAUGAAGAUAUCGGACUAAGCAAUGCAAGCCAGGAGUUGCUUUAUGUACUAUUGGACCACGAAUUGUAUUAUAAGAAUCAUGACACUGGAAUUGAAGUAUUGUCCGAUGAAUAUUUCAGAAUAUUGUCAUGUACAAUUGAAUUUUCUCAUGAAGUCAUCUUGCAAUUGGCCAAUAUGGUGGACUUAACUAGUCCGAGACUUCCUGUUUUGUUAAGUAUUAUAGCAGAAAUUUUUGCGAUGGAAGUAUCAAUCACUAAGAAAAAUAGUGAUAGGCUCUUAUCUGGACAGGCGCCUUUUGGAUUUGGUGAUCCGGAGUAUUUUGCUAGGGGAUUAAUGAGAUUGGACGUGGUUAUUUUUACAUUUUGCGCUGCUCCAAACAUCGAAGUUGCCCAGAUAGUGGAUAAGAUCAUGAGAAUUGUUGAUCAACAUUUAGAUUUGCUUGGAAUGAGUCCAUUGCCUGGCCAAGAAGAGGCUAUUUAUAAAAGAUGGCCACUUAGGAACUUUUUCUCUGCUUUCUCAAGAGAGUGCCGAAUUAGCGGAUUUGUUGGGCUUGUUGGCUUCCGAAAAAAGAUAAAGAAUUGCUUAAUAACUUAUGCCACUAUUCCAUCUGAUUCACUCUUGAUUGUAUGGGACCGGCUUUAUACUGUUUGGGAGAGCACAUUGGAAGAAGUUUCAAUUGAGAAUCAUGAUAGAUUGAAAUUAUUUGAGUCAGUAGGCAGAAUGCUAUCAAUGAUUUGCGGCGUGCUACUAUAUGAUAAGAAUUUGUCACAACUAUAUAUUAAUCAGAUUAGUAAUUUCAUCAAACAGAAUUUGAAAUUCAUCCAAUCAGGCGGCUUGAAAAUACAAGCUUUAGCCAAAAGUAUAAUAAUUGAAGAUAUACAUGAAAACGCCUUCAUGGCUUUGGCAUUGGAACUCUUAGAGUUCAUUGGUGAUUUUAUGGCUACAGAAUAUGAAAAUUCCAGCGAAUCCAGUAAGAUUAGUGUUGCAGAUUCAGUUAUUACAUUCAUGAAAGUUUUAUAUCAAGCAGGGAAUGAGUUGAAGAUAUUUGAAAUCACUACUGUUUUUAUUGAUAUAUUUAAAUCGCAGUUGAUAAUACUUGAAAACUCUAAGAAUCCUACAGGGUAUCAGUUAAAGAUUAAAGCGAUGGUAAUUGCUAGAGAAAAUGAUGGGCUCAGAAAGUUGCAUAUAGAUGGAUCCUUGAAACUUAGAAACACAUACGUCAAGUUGCUCAUGCGUUGGAUGGAAGAUUGUAUUCGUGCUCCUGAAGAUUUGGUACUAUCUGGUAGUGAUAAUGUAAUUACCUCACAAUCCGGCGCUGUCACUAAGAGUACAGAUGAAGAUUUACAAAAUCCACAAAACCCUCAUCUUAAGAACAAAAACCUGGGGUUGGUGUGGUAUCUCAAGUUACGAACAUGUAUGGAGUGCGCCAAAUUUUUGAGAAUGUUGACCUUAGACUUGAGAUUAGCUCCUGAAACUGCAGUUAACCGGAAUCAAUUAAGAGAGGAAAAUGAAGCUCUAAUCGAACAUUUUUUUAAUAUAAUUUUUUCUGCGAUUGAUAAGUUUUCUAAUUCUGGUAAUGGUGGAUCAGAUCCGCGUACUGUGGAAAUUUUAGAUAAUUUGGUGGUGGGAUUGGGAAAUCUAUUUGUAGCAAAUAUUGAUAUUGCAUUGGGUAGAUCGGUAUCAUUAGGUUUUCACAAGGACGAUCGAUUUCGAAAGAUAUUUUUGAAGAUUUUCACCACUAUUUUUGGUAACAGCUGGAAAAAUUUUUAUAAAGGAAAUUUAGAAGAAGAUAAAAGCUUUUGGCAAGAUCAGCUAUUAGAUGCCCUUGCGAAUCAUGUUGAUUUAGCGAUAGCAUUUGCGGAUAAUUGUCCAUCCAAGGAUGUUGAUCUUAUGGCUUACUCAUUGCUAAUGGCCUACGAAUCUCGUGGCAAGCCAUUAGAGGUGAUUUCCAAAUUGGUCCAGUAUGAAAUGCUUACCACAGUGCAAGCUUCCACUAUUUUGCGUCAAAAUACGGUGGCUGCCAGAAUGUUGUAUCUUUAUGCUAAAACUGGUGAAGGUAGUAUUUAUUUGCAAGAGGUUAUUGAACCAAUUUUAAACGAAAUAAUAAAUUCUAAGGAACCUUUUGAGUUUGAUUCUGCACAAAUAGCAAAUGAAGAUUCAAAAGAUUUGGCGUUUUUUAAGAAGUGCUUGCAUCGGUUGGUUGACACCAUUAGCGAAUCUGCUCCUGUUUUCCCUGCCUGCCUCAAGUACGUAUGUUACAUGAUUCGAAAGUAUUAUAUUGAGGCUUUUGGACUUAAGAAGGAUUAUAUGAAUGCCAUUGCUUCAUUCGUAUUCUUGAGGUUUAUUGUUCCUGCAAUAGUUAAUAACGAUUCGUUUAUGAGCUCUGGUAGAUACUUGAAUAGCAAAAUGAGUAAUUACUUCACAUUGUUAGCAAAAUUUAUUCAAGGCCUAGCCAGCAAUUCAGUAAAUAACGAUCGCUGGCCAUUCCUUCAGAACAAUCAGAGUAUUGUUGAAGAACUCAGUGGAAAAGUGUGCAGGUUUUUGGAUGAUAUUUCUCAGGCUAUUGAAAUGCCAAAAUGCGCUCUAAUUCAAUAUGAUUUGGAUAGAUAUUCAUAUUUGAAUGAGUUUGUGUUUGAUAAUAUUAUAGAAGUUAGGGCAUCAUUAUUAUCGCCAAAGAUUUCCCCAGUUGAGGCCACAUUAGAAGAAAAAUUUAAUACGUAUCUACAGUUGGAUAGGGCUGCUAACAAAUUGGGUGCUCCAGUAUUAGUCAGAAAAUUCAAGAUACCAGAGGUUAUUAAAAAUGAUUAUCCCAAAAUUUAUGAUUUCAUGAGUAGAUAUCUGAUGGUUGACAUCUCCACUAUUCUCUCAAUUCCAUUUUUCCACCAGGUGGAAUUCAACGAUGCAAUGGCGAUUGUUUUAUCAUAUUAUUACUUCCAAAAAUACAAAAUUGAUCAAUUUUUGGCUUGCUAUGUGUUCAUGCUGUGUAUUUUGGAUAACUUUGGCAAGCCAGUAAAUGUUGUUAUUGACUGUACUGAAUUUUCUAAAGUUUUGAGAAUUUUCCCGGAAGAUUUUUUUGUGUCGCUCCUAUCUGAGGAUAUAUUCGCGACUUUUACAGAUACUUACAUUAUUAAUGUGAACAGUGAGUAUUUGAAACUAAUGGAGAGCUCAAUGAUUAGGAAUAGUUUAUUGUAUAUCGAAAAAUUUGGUCGUCAAUUUGAAAGACUUCAUUUCAUUUCCACCCUUGAUAAUCCAGAGUACCUUGAUUUUUUUGGAUUGAGCGAUCACACUAGAGAAGUUUCAAAUGAGAAAGUAUUAUUGUCUGAGGAUGUUAGACUAAGGGUUGAUGGAGAUGAAGAGAAGUUUGUGUGUGCAAAAUUUAUGAUAGGUCCCAGAACUAUCAAGUUGCAGUGCGUGGAUGACUUAAGCUCUCAGGCAUCUGUACCGAUAUUAGAAAUUCUCAUCAUAAAGGAACAUCAAAUUGAAAUUUCUAAUACUGCUGAUGAAUUGGCUUUUUUGAACAUGAAUACGGAAAAGCGUACGAGAAUCGUGUCACAGAGAAGAUUAGAAAUCAUGGAAUUGUUCCAUGUUAAUAAAAACAAAACUCUGCAAAGGAAAUGGGAAUAUGAAGAAAUGCCAUAUCUGGUCCAUGAGAAGUCUGAAUCAGAUGUGGUAGACAAUAUUGACAAAUAUUUAGGUGACAUUUUAAAUUUGGUAUUUAGUGGGGUUUUAUCUGACAAUGAUCAGCUUCGGACUCAAAGUAAUCAUUUAUUGUUUUUGUUGCUUACUAAAUAUAAUAAAUUUAAGAUUGGAGCUAUCGAGUUUCUUUAUGACCCUGAAAGGCUGAUUCCCGAAGAUAAUACCUGGAGAAUUGUUUUAAUUUCAAAAAAGUUGGCAAAAAGUAAUCCAGAAUUAACGUUAAAAGUAAUAAAUGGAUUCUUCCAUGUGUAUAAUUCAACAGUGGGCAAGAAAAAAGAUUUUGUGAUGUACAUUUCACCAUGGAUGGAAAACAUUCAUGAGCACAUAUAUUGCUCCGACUCGCCAAAUGGCAUUGAUGAAACCAGAACUAUUAUCAAAGAGUUCAUCAGAUUGACUAAUAAUGAGCAGAAUUUUUAUAUUUUCAAGACAAUGAUAUGGAACGUUUUGACCUUGAAGGAUGAAUUGAGUGGUUUGAUCCUUAAAAACAUGGUUGAUUAUGUCAUUGAAACUUAUUUUAUCAGUAGUGAUCCUGUUCUUACUGGUAAUGUUAAAUCUUGGGCGAAAUUUGUGACGAUUAUUACGGAAUCAUCAACGUUAAUAUUGUGUUCUAAUUUAACUCGUCGUUUAAUCACCAUUUCGACUCAUUUGGAGAGUGCAAAUAAUGAAAAAUUGAUGACUGAAGUGAUGAUUUUGAUAAAAAUGUGUCGUUACUCCUUUUUUAAUUCGAAGCACCAAUACACUGUUUUCUUUCCGGAAUUGUUGUACAUUGUGAUGAUUUAUAGCAACAUUGGCUCCAAAACACUCAAAAAUGAUGUCUAUCAAUUGGCCUAUUCGCUUUUCUAUAUUUUCAAAUUUGAUGGUGAACACAAUUUGAUAGAAAACUAUUUGGAUAUUGGUGAGCUUUUGGAUUUCCUUAAACGUGAUACAGCAAGAUUUAUGUAUGGGUUGUAUGAUGAUGGCAAUCAUGGACCUUCCAAAAAGCAUGAUGAUAACAGUGAUAAGAAUGAAUCGACCAGACGAGCAAUUGUGAUACAAGAUCGCAACAGAAUAUUCGGUAAUAUUGGCCGUUUUGUGUCACUUUUCAAAAAAUGUUUGAAGUUUCUUUCGAGUUAUGAAGAUACAAAUCUUCUGAGAUUGUGGCGCCUGAAACUAAGUCGCUAUGUGACUGAGCUCGUCUUCCAUGGAUCGGGAAUACUAUAUUCGAAGGCAGUUUUAUUAUUCGGUGUUUUGGCAUCGGAAGGCAUAACUGAAAGUCUAAUGUUCCAUUUGAUUCGCCGUGCACAAUCUUAUGGUCACCGUCAACAUCUGGGUCUUUUUACUUAUGCUGAAAGCACAAUCCAUACUAUAUAUUCUCUCGGGUUGUGUAUGCACGGGAUCCCAUUCAAGCCACUUCUAAUAUAUUAUAGUUUAUGGGUCGCUGGCUCAAGGUGUUUGACCAAUGAUAUCCUUAUUUACGAAGCGGCAUUGAUGUUCUUUGAUAUGUCGGUUCAUAACUUGAAUUCAAAAUUGCACUUGUUACCUAAAACCUCAGAUGAGAAUAUUUGUGUGUUGUUUGAAGGACGUAAUCCUGCCGGCAGUAGCUUAUUGGAAUACGAAAAGUUCUGUGGGUUUGAAGUCACAUUUGAAAAUCAUGACUUGUACUUUUGUUAUAUUCUUUUACGUGGAGUUCGAAUUCCAUACCUAAAGACUGAGAUUGUGAAAAUUUUGAAAACUUGCAUUAAGGUCAAGAGAGGCCUCCUAAAUAACAAUAAUACCAUGCAUCUCUAUGCACCAUAUUUUACUUUCUUAUUUGUUGUUGAUGAUCUAGAUGAUUUCUGGAAGUUUUUUAAGGAAGUGGGUCUCAAAGAUGAGGGAGUUAUUAGGUUAGAUAAUGAUAUCCAGAUUCCUCAAUGUAUUUCAGAAUAUGUGACCAGUGAUUCUGAAUAUGGUUUGGCAUUUUUGAUAAUGUUGUCAAUUUAUUUCAAAUCAACUACAAUAGAUUAUGUGGAAUGGUCUAGAUUUUUAAUUUUAUUGAAACAUGUUGCCAGAGAAAAUAUUGUGAUGAUGAAAAAGUUUUACCAUGCCUUCUCUGAUAUGAUUGCCACUACGAGAGCCCAGGUCCAUAAAUCAUUAACAGCGUUGUCAAUUAUCGUAGACAUUUUCAAAAUUCUUUCGGACUGUGAAGAUCAGACUGCAUAUCCUGAAGAUUAUCUGGAUAAAAUGUUAGAUGAAAUGAAGAUAUCGGGAGUCAAGAGAUUUGAGUUUCUUAGAUAUGACGAGUCAGAAAGGAAUGAAAUAUUAAAUGAACGGUUUUUACAACAACAAAAAAUGAUGAAUAGUAUUUUGCUGAAUGGCUGGAAGUAUUUCUGUGGGAGCUAA